AUUGGUUUUUAUUAGCUUUGUUUCAUAUUUUCCAUGCUAAAUGUUUAUGGUUGUAUUACAACAUAAUUGUUGCUAUCAGGAAGUUAUGGACUAGACAAGAAUGUUGACACAAGAUCCAAAUCCUCCACUACCUGUGGAAUUCUGGAACAUCCUUCACAACUCCAUAAGUGCACUUUUAAAUAAUGGUACAAAGAUUGUGCCACAACUGGAUCAAAUAAUUCAGCCUUGUAAAAACCAUCACGAGUAUUAUGUGCCUCCUAAACUCGGCCCUCCGGCGGAGUAUGAAGCAAAACUACCUCACUACAUUGGAUUUACAACAUGGCUUCUGGCCCAGAUUGCCCGAGCCACCACCUUAGAGUCAUUGGAAUCUCAACAAACUCAGCUGGUAGACUGGCAGAUCUUGAUCAUAGAGUCGUUGGCUUACAGGAACCAACACAUGUUUUCCAUCAUACUAUCGGAAUAUUUGGUAGCAAUCAAAGAUUUGGUGGAAUCUCGAAGUAAAGAAGAAGUUCCAUUUGAGUUUGUCUGGUUCCGCAAAGCUGGUGUUGAUAGUCAACCCCCUCUUGAUAAGUUCAUCUUGCGCAGCAGACGUGCGUGUGCUGUUCUCCUUACUCAUCUUCUCAAGGUGGUAAGAAGCCACACGGGUAUGUUGGCGUCUUGUCACCCCACGGGCAUGUUUGAUUAUUGGUCUGCAUUGUUGGCACUACUGGGAGACUCGGACAGACAAGUUUGGUUGGCAGCACUGGAUUCCAUCAGUGUCAACAUAAAGUGCGACGGAUUCCCCCGAACCUCCUUAAUGGUAUACAACCUAUGUGAGCUACUGAAUGUCAGGUUGAGUGGUACAGCUGGCUGGAGUGGGGAAGCUGGGAAGGCGAUGCUUGUAUCGACUGACACCUUUUGUGAAGCUGCUCUCUCCCACGUCAGUGCGGCUGAUAAGAGAGCUUUGUCCCGCCUCUACCUCGGGCUUGUUGCCCUGCUAGACCAUAAGAAGGUGGUUUUGUUUGCAGGAGUUUCGUCAAGAAGUUACUGUAAGCUGAUAGUGUUGCUGUUCAAGAUAUGUCCAAUGUCUGUUGAUAUAAAAAAGAAAGUACAAGCAGUUUUGGAUCAUGCCUCCAAUUUCCCUGAUAUUCUAACUAUUGUCCAGGCCCUUGUGUGGAAUGAUGUACAACCUCACUUAAAUAAUCCAGAAAAGAGUCGGGAGUGCUGGGAAAUCAGUAGUUUGUGGAAAUCUGUGUUGGAUAUUGCUGCAAAAGCUGUAGAAAACAUUAUUAACGGAGGACAGUCUGCUGCAAAUGUUGUAAAACUUACAAAACUACUAUCAGCUGUUGCUCUCAGUGCUUCUAACAUCUCUCUUCAGCUGAGUCAGUCCUCCUCGUCAUUGGUGUUUUUUGGAAACAACUUCUAUGUAAAAUGGAACAAACUUAUACGGGAAAUAGAUCUUAAUGUUAUAUAUCUGGAAGUUGCUAAAACAUCAAAGUAUCUUGCAUCACUUGGCGACAUGUCCAUGAUCGAUUUGCGAGAAGCGAACAGUCUUUUGGCAUUUCUGUCAAUUCCAUGGCUCCACAAAAAUAUCGGAGCUCAACUGCCUCUAGUCGACCUGUCACCGUAUCGAGUCAUGGCGAAUCUACAAAUUUUUCUUGAUGAUCCUGGUGUGAAGAGCCACUCGCUGGAAGGUCUGAUGGUGAUGGUGUUGUGUGGCAGUCUCAGCCUAGAUUGGAGGCUGGCUGUAUUCAAACGAGCUGAUGUUGAGAUAGACAAGGUGUGUGCAAUGCUGACGACAUUACCAGUCAACGAACAAAGCUUAUGUGUUACCAGCCUCGUGGACCCCUUCUUCUUUCAAGAUGACAACUAUAGCACCCCAGACUUUGCCAGCAAAUUCCCAACAAUCGUCUGCUGUUUGGCUGGCACUGCUGAGUUAAUCAGACAUGACACAACAGAUGAGGAACUAACAGUUCACUGCAGGGUUUGUGAUGGUAACACUAAAGAUACCAAAUUUAUUGAAGAUUCCCUUGCCACAGCUAUGCUUGAAAGUUAUUUGAAGCUUCGUUUUGUCAAGUGCCCCUCGGUGAGAAAACAUGUGGCGUCUUCUCUGAAGAGGUGGAGCAAACAUAUACCUGAGCCGAUAUUGAGGCAGGCCGUAGACAAGUGGUUGAGAUACAUUAAAGACGACAACCAUGAUGUCAGAAUGGCAAUGGCUGAAAAUGCAGCACAUCUCGUGUCUGCAGACUCAACUGCGAGUUUCAUUGCACGUUACAGACAGGUGAUGCUGGCACUGAUCCAUAAGAGUUUCUCUUCAGCGGAUUGCCAUCUGCAGCUAUCCUUGAUGACUACAGCGUCCAAUGUUGGAUGUACCCUGUUUGAAAAUGUUUUACUGCCGACAUUAGAGAUGUUCGUGGCCUUUGUCAGUCAUCCACAGUCAAAACACGAACUGCCCGGUCUUGAACACUUGAGUAAAAUUGCAGCUGCGAGGGAUACAAGUGUCCAAGAUCUGUUCUUUAGGUUCCAAGAUGAAAUUUUUAAGUAUUUCACAAUUAUGUUAAUCAUAAACUCUCUGGAAAACAAUGAUCAUUGCACUUCAAUGUUGGUUAAACUGGCCAGGGGGUUUAGCUUCACCAACUCAAAGCAGCUGUGGGACCUAUCAGGUGUGAAGUACUUACUCAAGUACUUGCUGCCUCUUAUAUCUCAGGACCCCCGAGCCAAGAACAUGUUGACACCCAUCACUGCCACCACUGGAACUGAUGUCACCAGUGUACUGAAGGACUCAUUUGCGUAUGUUUACUCACACGUUUUACUUUUUGAGGACAAUAAAACCCAGAAUUUUGUUCAUCAGCUGAUAGAGGGAUUCGCCGGAGUGUCAAUUCAGUCUUUGAUUUGUUAUUCUUACAAGGUUAUCAUAUGUGAACUGUUGCUGUAUUACCACAUGGAGAAGACCAAAGUUACAGAGGCUUUGCGUUCCUUGAAAGAUUGUGACUUUGGUGCUUCGUCUUCAGCCUCGGAAAACUUGAUAUUCUCUAGCAACAGCAAGAAUGACUCCCCCAACACUGAUAUUACACAGUUCCUCCAGCCCAGGUUCCUGGCAGUGUUGGCCUACUUGGACAGUAUCCUGGUGACUCAGUCCUGCAGUGAGCAGACCAAGCGUCAUGCUCUGCUCACUCUGCCAGAGCUCAUCAAGCUGUAUGUAACUACUAAUGUUAUUGUUGUGCAGACACAGUUCCUCCAGCCCAGGUUCCUGGCAGUGUUGGCCUACUUGGACAGUAUCCUGGUGACUCAGUCCUGCAGUGAGCAGACCAAGCGUCAUGCUCUGCUCACUCUGCCAGAGCUCAUCAAGCUGUAUGUAACUACUAAUGUUAUUGUUUUACAGACACAGUUCCUCCAGCCCAGGUUCCUUGCAGUGUUGGCCUACUUGGACAGUAUCCUGGUGACUCAGUCCUGCAGUGAGAAGACCAAGCGUCAUGCUCUGCUCACUCUGCCAGAGCUCAUCAAGCUGUAUGUAACUACUAAUGUUAUUGUUGUACAGACACAGUUCCUCCAGCCCAGGUUCCUUGCAGUGUUGGCCUACUUGGACAGUAUCCUGGUGACUCAGUCCUGCAGUGAGCAGACCAAGCGUCAUGCUCUGCUCACUCUGCCAGAGCUCAUCAAGCUGUAUGUAACUACUAAUGUUAUUGUUGUGCAGACACAGUUCCUUCAGCCCAGGUUCCUGGCAGUGCUGGCCUACUUGGACAGUAUCCUAGUGACUCAGUCCUGCAGUGAGCAGACCAAGCGUCAUGCUCUGCUCACUCUGCCAGAGCUCAUCAAGCUGUAUGUAACUACUAAUGUUAUUGUUGUACAGACACAGUUCCUCCAGCCCAGGUUCCUUGCAGUGCUGGCCUACUUGGACAGUAUCCUGGUGACUCAGUCCUGCAGUGAGCAGACCAAGCGUCAUGCUCUGCUCACUCUGCCAGAGCUCAUCAAGCUGAUGGGUGUCCAACAUAUAACCCCUGUCAGAUUCAAAGUGCUUGCUACUCUGCGAUAUGCCCUCAACCUCUACCACAGCUACUAUCCACAAACUAUCUGCUUCGCCUGGCGUGCCUUUGUACAAAAUGUGUCGUCGUUGGGUCCGUUGCUGAGUUCUAUCUUUGUGUCGCUGUUGCCACUCCUGGACCAACACCCCGUGGAGAUCUGCAGCGUAUUCCGCAUACUCGUGGUGGACAACCUGGAGGCAGUUAGAGACCAUCUCGCCGAGCUUUACUUCCUACCAGACACCCCGGCGACUCAUCAGUAUUACACUUUGGUGCAAGCGGAGCUCGAGAAGCUCAGAAAGUUGCCAGUGAAGGACCAGUUGGCUGUAACGUUGAGACUGGCAACUCACAAGAACUCUGAUGUUCAGCUCCGAGGACUUCACAAGCUGCGGGAAGACCUCGCAUUUCACCGAGAGAACCUCGUACCUCUCAUAUCAGCUUGUGAUAACAUUGAUCCUUUUAUUCUCCAGCUACUAGAGGCGCUGUUGUCAGGAUGUCAGGACACAGACCCUGAUGUGAGACUUGCCAGUGCUCAAUGUCUAGGAGAGUUGGGCGCACUCGACCCUGGACGUCUUCCAAACAAGUUCAAAGUUGAAGCCGAGGAGAAAGAAAUGUUCGUAAUCAGCAGUGAAGCGUUUGUUUUACGAGCACUCAACGAAUUCGUCCGAGCUUUCCAAGCUGCCAGUCAUACCACCACGGUGGAUGUUUUUGCAUUUGGAAUUCAGGAGCUGCUGAAGAUGUACAAAGUGCCGGAGAGUCAAGUGUGGGAAAAGUUGUCGGACGCCACUAAGGAGAUCAUCUCUCCGUUCAGGGAGUCUCGCUACAAGCCCUCAGACCAUACAGACCAAAAGACUCACAUUCCCCACCCUAUAUAUGGCACCGAUUUGUGUUCAUCACUGAAAGUAUGGGCGUGGAACUGGGUCUCGCGUCUGAUUCCCUCUGUCACCGACGAGUUUGUGAGGAAUGUGUUCUCGGUCUGCUUGCUGGGUCUCAAGAAGGAUCUGCAGUCAUUGUUGUUCUUCCUUCCGUACAUAGUUUUGCAUGCUAUACUGGGAGCCACAAAGUCUGAAAGUCGUCGUAUCGGAGAGGAGAUCUCCGCUGUGUUGUUCCACCGCGGGGAGGAAGACCAGCCAACACCUGAAACUUGUCGCAGCAUCCCCUCCACCGGAUCCCUGCAGAGCACUAAGUGGACACAAGAUGGCAGUCACACUCACGCUCUGUGUGCCAAGACAGUCUACCAACUGUUGGACUUCCUCUACCACUGGCUGAGACAGAGGAAACAGCAGAUAAACCCCAGUGAGGAGUCAACUCUAGCAGACCAGUACCACAAACUCAGGGAAUUUUUGUCUACUUUUUCCAAAAAGGACAUUGCAGAUGGAUCGUUCAGAUGCAAGGAGUACACUCGAGCACUGCUGUUCCUUGAGGACUAUAUGAAUGAGAACCCUGACUUGGUACAAAGUUAUCUGCCUUAUUUAGGGAAAAUCUACUACCACCUCAACGACCCGGACAGUUUCAAAGGCAUCAUUGCCAUCAGAGAUGAAGAGCCGACCGCGCAAGAGAUGAUUCAUUAUCACAAGCUCACUGGCCAGUUGCAGGAUGCUGCAGCUUGCUAUGAGAGGUUGGUACAACUGCCAGACUCUGUGUCUAACGAAGACGAGGACUUCUACAAAGGCAUGGUGCAGUGUUACCUUGGCAUGGACCAGCCCUCUACUGCUCUACAGCUUACUCAGGGGUUCCUCAAUAGCAUGGGCAAGUGCAGUGACAUGGUGGACGAGCAGGCAGAAGCCAUGUUGGCGUUGUCCAUGUUCCCGCAGCUGGAGCAGCUGUUGACGAGCACGGGUGCCACUACGACGGACGGGUGGGGCACAGCGCUGGGCCAUGCAUUGUUACACCUGUCUCGAGGCAAUCAAGACGAGAUGGUGGCCGGACUGGACCACAUCAGACAGGCGUUGGUCCGCAAUUUGGCUGGGUGUUCACUCACCAAGAGUGCAAUAGGGUAUCGGCACGGCUACGACGUUGUGGUCAAGCUGCACAUUCUCACUGAACUGGAAAAAGUAGGCCAGAUGGUGUUCAAGAUGAAGGGGCGGCCAGUCCAGGAGAUGGAGAGCAUGUUCAGACAGGUUGUUCAGAAAGAGCUAGACGACCGGCUGAAGGUUGUUCAGACAUCAUACAGAGUGCUUCAGCCGAUCUUGGGUGUGAGAAGGGUCGUGUUGUCACUGGCCAAGGACAUUGACCCACAGCUACAACCUCUAUUCACCACCGAGAUCGGAAACAGCUGGCUCAAGAGUAUUGAAAUCGCACGCAAGUCAGGCCACUUCCAGCAGGCCUACACCAACAUAUUGACAGUGGAGCCAUUCAAGCCGAAGGGACUGUUUGUGGAGAAGGCUCGUCUGUUGUGGGCCAAGUCUGAGCCUGAGGCUGCACUCAACACACUCAAGCGAGGAGUCGAACGCAACUUCCCCAACAUGGACACAGAUCGCUCAGGCAGUACACAGAGUUCUGACGAGAGUCUGCAGAAAGACGAGAGACGAUUGUGUGCCGAGGCAUAUCUACUUAUCGCUCAGUACAACGAUGAGAAUGCCAACAUCGACAUGGACACCAACCUGAGGAACUACAAGAGAGCAGUUGCCGUGUGUCAGUCGUGGGAGAAGAGUUAUGUCAGUUUGGCCCAGUGUUACUACAAGUGCCUGCGUUCUUCUACACAGCUCUCACAACAGCUUGAAUGCCAGGUCCAACUGAUCAACAUGUUCGGCAAGUCGCUGCAGUACGGUUGCGAAUACAUCUACCAGUCCAUGCCACGGAUGUUGAGUACGUGGCUGGACUUUGGCACUCAGCUUGCGCAGGACACAAGAAAGCCUCGCGGUGUCGAGGGCAUCUCCGAGCGCAAGGCCGCUAUGAAUAAGAUGACUGCACUUGUUGAAGCGUACCGCAAGCGGCUGCCGACGUACAUGUUCAUGACAGCGUUCUCUCAGAUUAUCUCUCGCAUCUGCCACCCUCAAGAUGGCUGCUAUGAGAUACUCAAGGCUAUCAUCAUCAAGAUCAUCAUCGCCUAUCCUCAACAAGCUCUCUGGAUGUUCCUGUCUGUUUAUAAAUCGCCAUACACAGUGCGAGUACAGCGAUGUGAGGAGGUGCUCAAGUGCAGUGAAAUACUCAAGAAGAAGGAAUUGAACCAAACAAUCAAUGACUUCCGAGACCUGUUCAACCGCCUCAUCGAGCUCGGCAACAAGAACGUGGAGGGGAGAUGCUCGAGUGUGAACAUUAAAACAUUCUACCGCUCACUGUACAUGCUGGUGUCUAACCCUAGGCUCAGCAGAAUUGUGAUUCCGUUACAGCGUUUCCGCACUAUCUCCCUUCCACGCACCACGGCCGAGUACCACAAUCCCUUCCCCGAAGAUCUGGUCUACAUUGCUGGUAUGAAGGAAGAGGUAGUCAUUGUUCCGUCUUUGCAGAAGCCUAAGAGAAUUUCUUUGAUUGGCACGGACGGAAAAAUUUAUUCAUUGCUAUGCAAGCCAAACGAUGACCUGAGACUGGACUCACGGAUGAUGGAGUUCAAUUCUAUCGUCAACAUGUAUCUCCAACGUGACCCCGAAGCUCGGGAACGAGGAUUGUAUAUCAGAACUUAUAGCGCAGUUCCCUUGAGUGAUAGCAGCGGCAUCAUCGAGUGGGUGCCUAACCUGCUGGGCUUGCGACACAUCCUCAACUCCGCCUACAAACAGAUGGGCAUCACUGUGACACACAAGGAAUACAAGGAGUGUGCUUGUGGGAAGUCAGACCCGCUGUCCAAAAAGCGAGCUGUCUUCCUGGAGAAGCUGCUGCCGAGACACCCGCCAGUGUUACGAGACUGGUACUUGCGCGAGUUCAGUCACCCUACAGCAUGGUACCUCGCACGGACUGCCUACGUCCGCACCUUGGCCGUCAUGAGCAUCGUGGGCUACAUGCUGGGGUUGGGCGACAGGCACGGUGAGAACAUACUGAUCGACUCAACGUGCGGCGACGUGUUCCACGUGGACUUCAACUGCCUCUUUAACAGAGGCGAGCGGUUUGACUUUCCAGAGAAAGUUCCAUUCCGUCUGACUCACAACUUGGUGCACGCGAUGGGUCCCACGGGAGUGGAGGGGAUUUUCCGUCACUCGUGUGAGAUCACAACUCGAGUGAUGAGACAACACAUGGACCAGCUGAUGUCAGUGGUGCGGCCGUUCUGCUAUGACCCGCUGGUCUCGUGGAACAUCAACAAGAACACGCGAGAUGAGAAUGCAGAGAUGACCAAUGAAAAGGCUAUGGAUGACAUACAAAACAUCGAGAUGCGAUUACAAGGGAUUGUCAAAACCAAGAACGGUUCGUACUCGGUCCCUCUGUCUGCCGAAGGGCAGGUCCGGAUAUUGAUAGCAGAAGCAACCGACAUCAACAAUCUCUGCCAAAUGUACAUCGGCUGGGGUCCUUACUUGUGA
Molecule: messenger RNA, 8446 nt
Organism: Macrosteles quadrilineatus (aster leafhopper)
Lineage: Eukaryota; Metazoa; Arthropoda; Insecta; Hemiptera; Cicadellidae
Product: serine/threonine-protein kinase ATR-like
Exons: 45
Coding region: 101-8446 (2781 amino acids)
Biological process (GO): telomere maintenance; DNA damage checkpoint signaling; protein phosphorylation
Cellular component (GO): nucleus
Molecular function (GO): protein binding; protein serine/threonine kinase activity
Source: RefSeq, a predicted model, not a curated record